Messenger RNA from Wyeomyia smithii (pitcher-plant mosquito), 939 nucleotides. RefSeq names its product proteasome subunit alpha type-2 (gene Prosalpha2). Gene Ontology annotation, cellular component: proteasome core complex; proteasome core complex, alpha-subunit complex. NCBI's taxonomy places the organism in Eukaryota, Metazoa, Arthropoda, Insecta, Diptera, Culicidae. The record is from RefSeq and is a predicted model, not a curated record. The transcript is spliced from 3 exons. Gene Ontology annotation, biological process: ubiquitin-dependent protein catabolic process. The coding region runs from base 130 to 834 and encodes 234 amino acids.
AUUUACUUGUCUGUUCUGUCAAAGUUCGUGAAUAAGCUGUUUCUUUACAGAAGCGCAUUGAGUGAGUUUAAAUAUUGUUUCGCUGUCGAUAGAUUUAACCCGUAUUUCUCGAUAACUGAGGUUCCCGUAAUGGCCUCGGAACGUUAUAGUUUCUCAUUGACUACCUUCAGUCCUUCCGGUAAGUUGGUACAGAUAGAGUAUGCUCUAGCAGCCGUCACGGCUGGGGCGCCCUCGGUUGGCAUCAAGGCGUCCAACGGUGUCGUAAUUGCAACCGAAAACAAGCAGAAGUCGAUCCUGUACGACGAACACAGUGUCCAUAAGGUGGAAAUGGUAACUAAUCAUAUUGGCAUGAUAUAUUCCGGUAUGGGCCCGGAUUACCGGCUAUUGGUAAAACAGGCUCGUAAGAUAGCUCAGAAUUAUUAUUUGACCUACCGGGAGCCCAUUCCAACCUCGCAGCUGGUGCAGAAGAUUGCGACCGUGAUGCAGGAAUAUACCCAAUCGGGUGGUGUUCGCCCGUUCGGAGUUUCGCUAUUAAUCUGUGGCUGGGAUGGGGAUCGCCCAUAUCUGUUCCAGUGUGACCCAUCGGGAGCGUACUUUGCCUGGAAGGCAACCGCAAUGGGUAAAAAUGCUAUCAACGGUAAGACUUUCCUCGAAAAGCGCUACAGUGAGGAUCUUGAGCUGGACGAUGCGGUUCACACGGCAAUUCUCACGCUGAAAGAGGGAUUCGAGGGGCAAAUGAAUGCGGAUAACAUUGAGGUGGGAAUUUGUGAUUCCAAUGGUUUCCGGCGGUUGGACCCGGCCGAUGUUAAGGAUUAUUUGGCCAAUAUUCCGUAAAUGUAUAAUUUUGAGAGAUAACUGAAUUUUAAAUAAUGCAUUGAGCUUUGCUCGCGAAUAAGUUUUUUGGUAUUCAAUAAACGGUAUAAAAUACAAAGUACAUAA